Molecule: messenger RNA, 7733 nt
Organism: Aedes albopictus (Asian tiger mosquito)
Lineage: Eukaryota; Metazoa; Arthropoda; Insecta; Diptera; Culicidae
Exons: 2
Coding region: 116-1366 (416 amino acids)
Source: RefSeq, a predicted model, not a curated record
UUUUUUUCCUCUAUCCUAGUUAUUUUGCUUUAGUUUUUGUUGUAUUGCUUACUCGAUCUUAAAACUAGAAUUGCUACUCUCUAUAUUUUAACAGCAGCAGAUAAAUAAAGUCACCAUGAGUGGAUCAAAGAUGGAAAUAGACAGAGAAAGGGAAGGAGAAGAUUUCCAACUUGGAAGCAAAUCCGUCGACGAUGUACUUUCCUGUUCUUCCUCCAUCCUAAACACGGAUAAUGAUGGUGUCGAAGGUAAUGAUGGUUACGAUGACGACGACGACUACGAAGAUGGCAUCAAUGUAACAUUAUUGUCAACUCCGCCACCGGCAAUAGUUCCCGUGAAAUCGGAUGGGCAGACCAAAUCCCAGUUUGCCGAUAAUAAGGGAACAAUUGGAAAGAAACUAAGUGGAGCAGGUCAAAAGCGCUUCAAAAAACUGAUUGAUAGUGGGUAUAGCCGAGAAGAAGCUCAUCAAAUGGCUCAAAUACCACUCAAUCAACUAGAUUUGUCAAAACGACAGAGAAAUUCAGACUUGAAUGGGUCAAAUACAAGCGGCAAUCCAACACCCGCCAAAAUAGCACGUAAUGACUGGGGUGCUCGUAGACCUCCAGGCAGCUCAGUGCAACAUCGUAUCGAUGAAGCACAAUCUAGACACUCAGGAUCUCAUAGAACUGAGGGUAUGAUUAACCACUCCUACAGAGAUGUAGUCAACUCUGUAAAAGUAGGAAUUCUUCCAAAAGAAUAUCCGAAUGUGGAGCUCACGAAAGAACAGAUGGCAGCUACAAGUAAGGCCAUAUUGGCGAAAGUUGCAGGACAGCGAAAAGAGGCCCUGAAACCAAAAUUCGGUUUGUGUGCGUUCAAACCUGGAUACCUAGUCAUUGUAUGCAAAAACCAGGAAACAGCAAACUGGCUUAAAACUACAAUCACUUCGAUAACACCCUGGCAAGGGGCAGAAUUACUGGCGGUUGAUGAAAGCGAAAUCCCGCAACCUGAAAUCUUGAUCGGCUUUUUCCCAUGGAGUGCAGAAGACAGUAAUGGAGAGAUUCUGGCGCUCUUGGAAAGCCAAAAUGAUGGGCUUACUGUUGAUUUGUGGAGAAUACUGCAGCGCAAUGUCGUAAGUCAAAGACACGUCGAGCUCGUUUUCACUGUCGACGGAGCUUCGCUGAGCUCUAUCAAAAAAAGUGAAUACAAUCUCGACUUCAAAUUUGGGAUUGCUUAUCUUAGGAAGAAAUUCCAAAAGAAGUACCAAAACGAUGGCAGUGAAAGACCAGGGAGUAGGGAUUGUAGAAAACACACUUUGCUAUUCGGUUUACUAAAUAACAAUGUCUUUAUUGUAGCCUUCUCCUGUCAGUCCUACUGGCACAGCCUCCUAUAACUGAUGAUGUUUCGCUAUACUACAUCUCUCCCUUUUUCCAAUAAAUAUAGAAUAUAAAAUCAAAGUUCAACAGACAACAGUAAUGUGAAUGAUGCGCUUAAGUAUUUGACACCUAACAUGCCUUAAGAUGUCCUCCUACUAUUUUAUAUUCCAUGCACUUAAUCGAGUAUACGUGUCUUGACUUCAAUACUGGUGAAUAUUGGACUACAUCACGGAAACUACUUUGGUCGUCCAUUGAUAAGCAGCGUCAUCCGUCGUCUAUGUCAUAUUCUCUUCCCUCUUUCCACAAAUGGAAAGUCUUACCUUACGCUUGCAGUUUCUGUGACCAAUGUUAACAUCUGGGUUACAAUACAAUUCCUAAAUAGAAUUUAAAAUAAAAUAGUUAUAAUUUAGUUUGUUUUUUUUUUCGUGCAUAUCUUCGACACUUAAGAGGAUGAAGUAAAAUUUCUAAGACUUUCUGUAUCUCGCGUUUUGGAUUGCCAAAUGCACUGAGAUGAAUCUCCUACAUUUGGUCUUUUUUUUAAUGUUUUAAAUUGAAACCUUGACUUUUCCUUGCACUUCCCUUUACCAUAGAUGGACUGAGGCUUCACCUCCUACAUCUCAUGGUAGACUGGAUUGGCAGAUGGUCUACAUUUUACAGGUUGAAACCUUGUUUUUUUUUCAUAUGACUUAGUAAUAAAAUUGUAACAUCAAAAACGCAAUUUUAAUUUUUCAUACGUGUUUCUCAAGAAACGGACUGGAUGAUUCGUUUUAUUCCUUCGAUUCUUUCUUUAAUCGGGCCGAAUUUCAACGAUCUCCCUACGCUCUUUUGACAGAAAUGGACCAGGAACAGAUUUCCUCUUCAUUUCAUACGGAGAUGUAGACCGGAAUCAGUGUCCCCUUUACUCUCUUCUAUUUACCCAGGAGCGGACCGGACGAUCUGUUUUAUUCCUUCACUCCAUUGGAAUGGACCGAAUUUCAACAAUCUCCCUUCGUUCCUGUUACAGAAACGGACUGAGAUUUUCAAACCUCCUUCGUUUCAUACGGAGAUGUAGACCGGAAUCAAUGUUCCCUUUACUCUCUACUGAUCGACCAGGAGCGGACUGGACAAUUUGUGUUAUUCCUACAUUUCAUUUCAGAAAUGGACUGAAUUUCCACAAUUUCCCUACGUUCCUUUAUCAGAAACGGACUAGGAUGAUCAUAUCCUCUUCGUUCCUUAUGGAGAAGUAGACCGGAAUCACUCAGAGUAUUCCCUUUACUCUCUGCUGACAAAACUAGAGUAGCUCAUAACAGUAAUGCUCCUUCAUUUCAUUUAGAAAUGGACCGAACUGUACACAUAGACUCAAACGGAUUACGAUUCUUUAAUCCUCUUUGCUCUUUGAAUCACUUUUAAUACUAUUCACUUAUAACCUUCAGCAAUCCAAUCCAUUCGAUUUAUUCAAGGAAUCGACAGAACAACAACCUCCGUAUAUAUUUUUUUUAAAUAUUUUUUUCCAAUCUUCUGAUGUAUUAGGAAGAAUUAUUAGCACCACCGUAUGUUGAUAGUUGAAUUGAAUGUCGAACAAAACAUUUGACCAAACUUUCAAACGUUAAUAUUUAUGUAAGUAUCAGACAAAAUUUUUGUACAGACACAUCUGGUAAAAACCAAUGACAAGUUACAGUUCCCCCUGGGAAAAAAAUACAGUAUCUCCUUGUCGAAACGUCGGGUGAGUAAUAUAACUCGUUUUUGAAGCCUAAGACUGCGUAGCCGUUAACCAAUAGAGUCAACCUUACAGCCGAUUUCCAACAGCAGCAAAUAUUCCCUUAAUAUAAGUUUUCUAUGCGAACACGUGUUUCAGUUUUUCUGUAUGUUUCUGUCAUUUUUUUUUCUUCAACAGCUUUGUUAAGUUAUAUCCACAUUUAUUGUUUUAGAAAAUCAAUCCCUCCCAAGUGACCCUUCAAUCCAAUUACCUUAGGUUUCAAAUAAUGGUCUAUCAAUCACCAUUCUGCAUUUUAAAUUGCACCAUUAUUAUGCUGUCUUCAUUAUUUUUAAGUACUAUGAAAUUCACCAUAACUGCACGAUUUAUUGAAGUCAAUCCAUUUUUUCCGUUGCCACAAAGUGUCAUUCAAAUUUCCAUUUUAUGGGAAGGUUUGAGUAAAAAGGCAUAUAAAAUUUGCAUUGUACAUUCCCACUUCUAGUGGAGAAUAAAAACAUAAUCGUAAAAAUAUAACUACUAAAAUAUGCAGCUAAUGCUUAACUAACAAACCAAUGUGUACUUAACCGUUAUGUGUCCGACAAACUUUCUGCUUUUUUUUACACCGUGCUUUUUAAAUGAGCGCUGGGUACCCGGGCACACUGUCGGCCACAUAAGGGUUAAUUCAAGUAUACAAGAACAAUUUAGCAUAGCACCGCUCAUAACAAUGUAUAGCCCUAAAGCAAACAUUCAACUAUGCUAUUUUUGUGAUAAGCCCAAAAUGUCCAAUUUACGUGCUCAAACAUAAGUCAUAAAUUGCUGGUUUUUCUAAUAUUUGAUUGAAGUCAUUUGUGUUGUAGGUGCAUUCAUUUUGUAUAAAUGAAAUCAAGGAAUCUGUACAUUCGUACUUAUUUUAAAUACAAUGAUUACACAUUGCGCCCUUGAUUGAUAACAAAUCACAUUUUAAAAAUAGACUGGUAUAAGUCUGUUAAGUUUAUAUUAAUUAGAACACCUUCACAAUUUGUAAAUUAAUUAGAAAGCAUCACCUUUUAGGUUCACUUUUUUUCCUUUCUAUUUUUUCAAUGUUUUUUUUUUUAUUUUUUUUUUAAUAGUAUGCCACACAAAUAUUUUUUUUAAUAGUACAUUGUAAUUUAAAUUUUAAUGUGAAGGAAGUUGGGAUAAACGUUUCAUAACUAAUAUGUACAGCUAUUAAAUGUUCCACAAUUUACGCAACACAACACAACGUAACAUCAUCGAGUUAUGUACGUGGGAAUUAAAUUGUCCGUUCCAUCAAAUGUUGUUCACUGUGAACAUAAUCAAGCUUUAGUUCGUGAUAUACCACUAAAAAUUGAUUUAGAUUGAGAUUUCUAGCAAGUAGGCUAUGAUGUCGGGAACCAUUAUUACUGAAACUGUCAAAAGGUAAAUAUUGAGAAAACUCACAAGUUACACUGAUAAUGCAACUUCAAUGCAUAAAGCUCAGCGCUAACGAGACCUGAAUCUCGUUAUUAGUGCUUAUUUUCAUAUCAUUCAGUAGAUUUGUUUUUCGGAGCUCAGUGUAAUUACCACGAAAAUCAACAAUUUCACCGCCAAGUCCAUAAGCAUCUCUGUACAUAUCCUACUGCAAUCAAUAAAACACAUCAUCGCACAUCAACAUAUCUUACCUUAUCAUCUACUACAACCAAGGCAAUACACUACGCUUGCAAACCCACAGUAGUAAAUCCUACCCUUGAUCCUACCUGAAUCCAAACGUGCUGCUUAUAGGGUUCAACUCUUGACACCAUCUCGCUCUCAUGUCAAACCUUUUUUUUAAGCAUCCGCGUUGCUCUUUUCACAAGCUUGGAAGGCCCUUCAUGCGGCUUCACUCCAGCUCCUCAUCGACUUCUACUUUCUGUUCCACCCGAGUUCCGAUAAAGACAUCCGAUUGAUGCUGCUUGUCUGAUGUCUGGUACGUUCCAGUAGGUUCCGGUAAUCCUUCUUCCAUCCACGAUCGGACUUCCUCCUGCGCGUGUUUCGAUUAAUCUCGUCGCCAAUGUAGAAAACACACUUUGCUAUUCGGUUUACUAAAUAACAAUGUCUUUAUUGUAGCCUUCUCCUGUCAGUCCUACUGGCACAGCCUCCUAUAACUGAUGAUGUUUCGCUAUACUACAGGGAUGACAAUGAUUCUCGACAGACCCACGUAGGCACUGGCGAUAACAAGAUGGUCGUAGACCAGAUUGAGGAAAUCCCAGGACCAAGUGGAGUCGGGGAAGCAAAAACAAACCGUAAAGCUACUGGUCACACUGCAAAUACUGUCGGCGCUAAAAAAAGUGAAAAGAAACCGACAAACAAAGGAUUUAACCCAGAAUACCGAGAACUGAAGAUUCCAGAUGGGAAAAAUCUAAAUAAGGGGUGUCGCACAACCAAGCAAGGGGAUGAAGUAAAUCCCCGCUCAAGCGGCGAACAACGACAUCUUCAACAGCAAAAAAAUUAAGUUCAUUCAAGUGAAUCUUCACCAUGCGAAGGGAGCAACUGCUGUACUUUGCAGAAGAUUUACGAAGAGCAAACUGGAUAUCGCAUUAAUCCAGGAGCCAUGGACAACUAACAGUAGGAUAGCAGGAAUUCCUACAUCUUAAUUUAUAAAAAGAGACAUCGUCGCAGUAAUGGUGGAGGUGCCAACAACCAAUGGCAAAACGGAAAUCUACGUUGCAUCAGCAUACUUUCCGGGAGACAUAGGAGAAGUUCCUCCACCGGAAGUGGUAGAGUUUGUUGCAUACUGCAACAAACAAAAUAAAGCGUUUAUAAUUGGCUGCGAUGCAAAUGCCCAUCACACGGUAUGGGCAAGCACGGGCAUCAAUAGCAGAGGUGAGUACCUUUUAGAUUAUAUCUAUAACAAUGAAAUAGACAUAUGUAAUAGGGGAGAAGCACCAACAUUUAUAAAUGCAAUAAGGCAGGAAGUACUUGAUUUAACAUUGUGUAGUCCGAAAAUCUCGGAAAAAUAAAAAAAUGGCAUGUAUCUGAUGAAGCAUCAUUAUCGGAUCAUAUGCAAAUCUUAUUCGAGUAUGAGGCUGGUCAACAACUCACACAAACUAUAAGAGAUCCCAGAAAAACAAACUGGGAGCUUUACAAUUCAGAGCUGAGAGCUGGAGUAAACACAUUACAAACAUCCUCAAAAUCAUGCACAGAACUUGAAGAAAGUUCAAAACAAAUAUCAAAUUUGAUUUUGAAUGCAUUUAAUAAAAGUUGCACUGCUAAAGAACGCUCAACAAACAGAGAUGUUCCAUGGUGGAAUAACCGAUUAGCCAAACUUCGAAAGAAAACCCGGAAAAUGUUUAACUGGGCUAAACGAACUCAACAGUGGGGCCCAUAUAAGGAAUCCCUUACAAAUUAUAAUAAAGAAAUAAGAAGAUCAAAAAGGAUUAACUGGAGGCAUACAUGUGAAAGCAUUGAAACUACUCCAGAAACCGCCAGGGUGCAAAAAAUCCUUGCAAAGGAUCAUUCUAACGGGUUGGGAACACUGAAAAAAGAAAAUGGGACUUUUACAAAUUCUGCAAAUGAAACGUUAGAGUUGAUGAUGAAAACACAUUUUCCCUGUUCAGUAAUCAAUUCAACUGAAGACCAAAGUUCAGCUGUAACAGAAACUGGCGUUAUUGAAACCAGGACGUAUGAUCAUGAAAUAAUGAGCGGAACGACUGGAUCAAAUAGAGACAGGAUCGAUAGUUGCACUUUGGCCAAACAAAUAUUUACUGAAAAGAAAGUUGAAUGGGCGAUUGACUCCUUUGCACCCUUCAAAUCACCUGGUAGGGAUGGAAUUCUUCCUGUACUACUGCAGAAGGGAAAGGCGAUUUUAACACCUAUUUUAACUAAACUUUUCCAAGCCAGCUUAUCUUUAAGUUACAUUCCAGUAGGGUGGCGACAAGUACGGGUGAUUUUUAUCCCCAAGGCCAAUAAAAAGGAUAAAACACUGCCAAAAUCCUUUAGGCCAAUAAGCUUAUCGUCUGUACUACUAAAAACUAUGGAAAAAAUAAUUGAUGAGCACAUAAAAUCAUCAUAUCUUAUUGAAAAUCCUCUCAGCAAACACCAGUUUGCCUACCAAGAGGGUAAAUCAUCAGUAACAGCAUUACAUAAGCUUGUUACAAAACUUGAAAAAUCUCUUAAUGCCAAAGAAAUUGCUCUUUCUGCUUUUCUUGACAUUGAGGGAGCUUUUGAUAAUUCAUCUCAUAAUUCAAUAGCAACGGCCAUGAUGAAACGAGGUUUCAAUAAAUGUGUUGUUGAUUGGAUUAAUGAAAUGUUAGCCAAAAGGGAGAUAUCAGCAAACCUUGGAAGCUCCUCUAUAUCUGUUAGAGCAGUGAAAGGGUGCCCACAAGGAGGCGUCUUAUCACCUCUUCUGUGGUCUUUGAUAGUUGAUGAUCUUCUGAAAAACUUAGAAUCACAGGGAUUUGAAAUAAUUGGUUUCGCAGACGAUAUAGUCAUAAUAGUUCGUGGGAAAUAUGACCAAAUCAUCGCAAACAGAAUGCAAACUGCUCUAAAUUGUAUCUCAUCGUGGUGUGAUAGGGAAGGAUUGAAUGUAAAUCCUUCAAAAACUACUAUUGUACCAUUUACAAAGAGGAGAAAAUUUUCUAUAAAUAAUUUAUACCUGAAAGGCAUAUCUAUAGAUCUUUCAAAUACAGUCAAGUAUCUCGGAGUAGUCCUUGACAGCAAACUGAAUUGGAAUUCACACCUAGAGCAGAUAAUCACAA